AUGGCUUUGUUUCAGUUUCAAAUCUACUCAUCUGAUACAGGGGAUUGGAAGAUUCGUACCCUAACUUUAGAUACACCCUGGUCCUUAUUCAGAAAGGGAGUUUACUGGAAUGGAGCUAUUCACUGGGCUCCCUGUUUUCGCAAUCACUUCUACUUUAAAAUCGAGGCUGAACAGGUGCAACGAUUGCCCUUGCCGGUGGAUAUGAAGUCUUUUGAAUUUAUGACAAUGUACUUUGGGGAAUCUAGAGGUCAUUUACAUUUAACCCUGCUUAUUGAUUCUGAUGAAACCAGUUCACACCUGAACGUGUAUGAGAUGUUGGGCGAUCAUUCAGGGUGGUUUGUCAAGUAUCAACUACAGCUCCAUGAAAUUUGCGGUGCUUUUCCGGAGAUGACUUGUUCGUCUUAUGAUUUUGAUGUUGUUGAUGUGGUUAGAGGUGUAAAAGAAGAAGAUACGUUCAUCGUGCUGAGAAUUUCCUGUAAGUUGAUAAGAUAUAAUGUUCAUGACAAGAGUUUUAGGCAGAUGUCUGAUGUCAUCAACUACGCCUUUAGAAAGGACCCGUUUGCGCAUCAUCGUUAUAUUGAAACUUUAGCGUAUUUCUAA
Molecule: messenger RNA, 600 nt
Organism: Helianthus annuus (common sunflower)
Lineage: Eukaryota; Viridiplantae; Streptophyta; Magnoliopsida; Asterales; Asteraceae
Product: F-box protein At5g07610
Exons: 1
Coding region: 1-600 (199 amino acids)
Source: RefSeq, a predicted model, not a curated record